AUGAAAGAAAGACUUCAAAUAAUACAAAAUAAUCUUAAUGACCAUAUGCUUCAAUGUGACUGGAAACGGUGGAAUCAAGAAAAGAUAGCUAUAUGUUCAGUCAAAAUUCGUCAUUCCAUUCGGAUCGCAAAUACGCAUGUUCAUAAAGAAUUAAAUAUGUUGACAAUAAACCAGAGUGCGUAUAAUAAAGAUAAUGAUGGUAAAAGUAAUGCCACUAAAGAUAGUAACAGUAAAGAUAAUAAUAAUAGUGAAGAUAAUGAAGACAUGUACAAUGAAAAUAAUGAAGACAUAUACAAUGAAGAUAAUAAGGACGACGAUAAGAAGGAGAACUGA
Dentiscutata erythropus is the source of this 333-nucleotide messenger RNA. The record is from the annotation of a GenBank genome assembly. Lineage: Eukaryota; Fungi; Glomeromycota; Glomeromycetes; Diversisporales; Gigasporaceae.